AUGGGGCCGCAUUCAAGCCAAAGACCACAGCCUAUGUCCUUGUUGAUAAGGAAGUUAAAGUUUAAUACAUCACCAUCAAUGGUUAGAGAAAAAUUUAAAAAGUUUGGAGCAAUUAAAGAUGUAUAUUUACCAAUAGAUUAUUAUACAAAAGAGCCAAGAGGGUUUGGGUUUGUCGAAUUUUAUGAUCCUAAAGAUGCUGAAGAAGCUUUAAAAGAAAUGAAUGGAAGUGAAAUAGAUGGAAAUAAAAUUGAGGUUUUUGUAGCUCAAAAAGGUAGGUCAGAUCCUAGAGUUAUGAGAUAUAAAGAAAGAGGUGGAGGACCAGGAUAUAGAAAAUACCCUGACAAUAGAUUAAAAAGAAGAUAUACAUCAAGAUCGAAUUCAAGAUAUGGUUCAUAUUCACGUGAUAAAAUGAGAAGACGUGAUAGAUCGAGAGAAAGAAUAAGAUAUAGAGAUAGUUAUGAUAGGAAUAUGGGAAAUAGUUAUAGAGAUAGAAAAAAUAAUUAUGUAAAGGGAUAUAAUCGAUAUAGAAGCAGAGAUCGUGGUCGAAGUUUUAGUAGAGACCGUAGAUCUAGAGGUUAUAGAAAUGAUAGCCCAAGAUAUCGAGACAAAAGAAGAUAUAAUAGAAGUGUUAGUAGAAGUGGAGAUAGAAAUAGUAAACAUAAUAAAAAAGAUUAUAAAUCAAAACAUAGUAAUGAUAGAUAUAGUAAUGAGAGUGGCAAUUCAAGUAAACGAUCAAGAAAACAAAUGGUUUCAAAAUCCAUUUCAUUCAAUACUGAAAGGGAUGAUGAAAAACGAAGAAAUGAUAAUACAGAAGAAAGAGAAAAUUCAAAAGAAUGGAGAGAAAGUAAAGAUAGGGAUAAUUCUGAUGAUGAUAAAAAUUCGGUUAAUAGUCAAGAAGCAGAAUCAAGUUAA
Molecule: messenger RNA, 912 nt
Organism: Plasmodium vinckei vinckei
Lineage: Eukaryota; Apicomplexa; Aconoidasida; Haemosporida; Plasmodiidae
Product: serine/arginine-rich splicing factor 12, putative
Exons: 1
Coding region: 1-912 (303 amino acids)
Biological process (GO): mRNA splicing, via spliceosome
Cellular component (GO): cytoplasm; nucleoplasm; ASAP complex
Molecular function (GO): RNA binding
Source: RefSeq, a predicted model, not a curated record